Ostrea edulis (European flat oyster) is the source of this 5683-nucleotide messenger RNA. RefSeq names its product guanylate cyclase 2G-like. Gene Ontology annotation, biological process: cGMP biosynthetic process; receptor guanylyl cyclase signaling pathway; intracellular signal transduction. The record is from RefSeq and is a predicted model, not a curated record. Gene Ontology annotation, molecular function: protein kinase activity; peptide receptor activity; ATP binding. NCBI's taxonomy places the organism in Eukaryota, Metazoa, Mollusca, Bivalvia, Ostreida, Ostreidae. The transcript is spliced from 3 exons. Bases 108 to 3356 code for a protein of 1082 amino acids.
CCUCGAUCUACCGUGAAGACAAGAGAGCAAUUCCUGGGCACUACUUUGGAGAGUGACGUAUACAACACCAUGUUUCAACUGAAUGCAUCCUAUACCAGAUAACCACAAUGUCCAAAAUUCUACCAAUUUUCAUCCAAGGUUUCCUAUGUCUAAUUUCGGUAUCAUUCUUCAUCGAUGGAGCGUUUGCUUUGAUACAUGUGAAGGGAAAGGGUACUACGUUUCCUUAUGAGGUGUACAAGCUCUGGCAGCCAUCGUACACAGUGUACAGACAGGCCCAUGCUUCGCUGGAAAUGCAGUACGACGGCAUAGGAAAUGUAGCGGCCAAAGAAGCGCUUUACCAAAAUGUAGAUAUAGAGUAUGCGAGCAUUGAAACCAUCAUAUCGAGUGAUGAACAAAACGAUCACCCAGAUCUGAUUGAAUUUCCAGUCAUGGCAGGGGCUAUUGCGGUUGGGUACAAUAUGCAGCUGGAACAGCAGUUACGACUGUCUCUAGCACAGAUUGUGGGGAUCUACAAUGGCACUUACACCCACUGGAACCAUAGUAUAUUCAAAGAAAACAACCCAAACUGCACUCUUCCAGAUGCAAAAAUUAUUGUCCUAGCAAGAGCCGACAAAUCUGGCUCUACAGAUCUCUUUACGCAUGCUUUAGCAGAGGUAGAUGAGCAAUGGAAUUUAACCUAUGGUUAUUUUUCAGAAGGGUUAAAUACAUCUGGACAUCCUUACCGUUGGGAUCCAAAUGUGAUAUCGUAUUAUGCAGUACAGACAGAUGGCAUGAAUGGAUUACUUUUAUCAUUUGAGAAUUCGAUAGGUUAUUUAUCUGUAGCAGAUGUUCAUGAAUGGGUAGUUCACACGGCGCUUGUCCAAAACGAUGUUGGUGAGUACAUGUAUCCUACCGCAACCGCAGUUCAAAAGGCUAUGGAUUAUUUCUCUGCUUUGAAUACAGAAUUAAAUUUUCCUAUCACCCAUGCUCAGAACUCAGGAUCAUACUCAAUAGCUGGUUUCACGCAUUUUAUAAUUUACAAGACAAACAUGACAGAUUGCGUGGCAUCCAAAGAACUCAUACGAUAUAUAUAUUGGGCAAUGACGGAAUCCGCUCCACGACAUGAAUGUGAAAUACUUGGGUUUGCACCGCUUAGUUCAGAUCUUGUUCAGCGCGUGCGGAGGGAUGUUCUUCAACAUGUUCAGUGCAACGGACAGAACGUCUGGCAACAAGUUUUAGCCGACAUUGAAAACGAGGGGAAAGUUGUUGACAAUUCUUGGAUCACAGCUGUUGCCGUUGCUGUGCCGUUGUCUGUGUUGGUUGUUGGUGCACUUGGAGGAUAUAUAUUGUAUCAAAGGAUUAAAUACUGGAAAAUGAUUAAUAGUAAUGAUUGGUUUAUUCCCAUUGAAGAUAUAGUGUUCUAUCAAGACGCGCGAAACAACUCUUCUUCAAGGGCUUCUUCAAUCUUCGCUCGUUCCGCUAGGUCGCUGCAAUCUGCACAGAACUCAAUGGGGAAAGACGAACUUGAUCAUCUUAUUGAAAAAGUAUUGCAGUGGCCUGGUAAAUGGAACGGCUAUGACAUUGGAGUGAGGUUAUUAGAAUUGAAAAAACUGAAAAAUCUGACAAAACCAAUGAAGCAAGAGAUGCUUAAGAUCAGAAACAAAAUAUCUCAUCCAAAUAUUGUCAGGUUUUUCGGUAUAACAUCUAUAGACAAUGAAAAAUAUGUCAUUGGAGAAUUCUGUCGCAAAGGUUCUUUAGCCGAUUUAUUACAAGACAAUAGAAUUACUAUGACGAAUGAUUACAAGCUUGCUUUAGCCCUUGAUAUUUGCAGUGGAAUGUUAUUUCUACAUGCGCAACAUUUUGUUCAUGGGAAUCUCAAGGCAAACGUUUGUUUUGUUGAUAAUAAAUGGACUGUAAAAGUGGGCGACUGGGAAUUUCUACGACUACUCACCUUGGAAAAUGGGAAAGAAAAUGCCGCUUAUUUGACGGAAGACAUCUACAGCUACACAUUAACGAAGCAAAAUAUAACAUGCAAAGACUUUUGGGUGGCGCCUGAAAUACUCAGAGCGAAUUACAGAUGCUUUCAUACACCACAAUCAGAUGUUUACAGUUUUGCAAUUCUUUUACAAGAAAUUUACAGUCAAGAGGAACCAUAUAGUGAACAUCUAGGAACGUCCGCAGUAGACGAAAUCCUUCACGGAAUAUGCACAAGCAACCUUCGACCAAAAAUUCAGUUAGACAUACCAGUGUCAAUUAGGCAAGUGAUGGAGAUAGCCUGGACGGAUAAUCCAAGCAGUCGACCAUCCUUCGAACAAAUAUUGAAACUACUCAAGAGAAACAACCCUUUGAGAAAAACAGUGAUGGAUAGUGUUAUUCAGUCUAUGGAAGAAUAUACACAGCAUCUCGAAGAAUGUGUUGAAGAGAAAACAACGGAACUAGAGAACUCCAAGAAGCAAUUCGACACCAUGAUGGCAAGUAUUAUCCCCAGUCAAAUUGCUAAUGUCCUAUCAAAUGGCGAGUCUCUGGAUCAGAAAGACGUUAAAACACUCGGUGUGGUCUGCUUAGAGGUGAUGAGUAGAGAAGAUGAAUACAAAGAUCUAAACCCGACAGAAAAACUGAACAAACUAAGUAGUCUCUGUUCAUACAUAGAUCUUCUGGUGGACAAGUAUUCAGCAUUCAGAUACUGUUCGACCGGGACCUCGUUCACCAUAGUGCUUGGUAUUGGUGACACCACCGAAAACGUUAACGAAAUUGCCAAUAAAACAGCGCAUAUGUGUGUAGAUUUUUUGUGCAGGGAACAUCUGGAGGAUUCAAACUGUACGCCAGAUGAUCUACGAAUGCUUCAGUUAAGUAUUGGAGCACAUGUGGGAUCUACCGCUAGCGGAAUAGUGGAGACAGACACCCCUCAAUUUGUGUUACUCAGUGACUUACCGGAAAUAGUUCGUAGCCUAUCCAGAUCAUGUGACCCGUCCAAAAUUCACAUUACACUGGAAAUGAGAAAUAUGAUCAUAUCACAAAAUAAUUUUUCCAUCGAAAGAUCAGGGUUGCUCAUUGUAAAGGGCACUGAAUACGCGACUUGUUGGCUCACUGGUCGUACAAAUAAAUUCGCGCCAAACCUCACUCUACCAGACAAGAAGGAUGAAAAAGCGUUUUCACCCUCAAAUCACUUCACUCUAUCCCCAGUAGAGAUCCCCCCAGCUGCGGCAGAGAAAGUUAAAUAUGUCAACGAGAUUCGACCUCAGCAUUUUGAAAACGGGGGCCUUAAAAUGAGCAACGGCAAGCCGAAAAACUUGUAUCCGAAACGAAGAAUUGCGAAACAGCGGAGUGACGCUUUGCCUGACGUCAUAGAAGAUUCCGUAGAUGUGCAUGAAAGAUGAGGACGAGUUACGCGAACACGUUGGAUGUUGAAAAACCAUAUAUCACGUCUGCAUCAAUAUAAUGUCAAUGUUAGUAAAUUCCUAUAAUGACUAAUGAUUAAUAUUUGGUGUGAAAUGAUUUUCAAAUGAACACAUUCAUUUAACAUUUCAUAAAACAAUAAUGAUAUAGACUUGCUUAAUUAUUAUUCAAAAUUGAAAUUACUAUUCAAAGCAUAUUUAAAAAGGGGUAAUUUCUUCCGUAUGUUUACGAAAAAAUUGAUAGUAUGUUUGAAAUAUAAAUGUAAGCGAGAUAUAUUGAUUAGAAAUAGGGUUUAUCGGUUUAUUGAAAGAGUGGUUCAGGAAUGUACAACAAUUGAGACAACUACUCUCCGUUGCCUUGACUUAAAAUCAUUGUUUUCCCAGUAUAUUAUUUGGAAUGAUUUCGUUAAACAACGAACCCUUCAUUAACGAGAAUAGAUGUUGUCUUAAUGUUACGGAAUUUGAUACUUAGCUUUUACGCUUCGGAAGAGUCCGCUUGCUUUUGAUUGAGUGCAUUACUCAUUAUAGAUUUUUAAUUUUUAUACGCCCGUCUUAAGACGGGACGUAUUAUGGUAUGGCGUUCAUGUCCGUCCGUCUGUUAGCUUUUUCGUAUCCGACCCGUAACUUAAAUACUACAAGGCCUAGAAUCAUCAAACUUUGUCUGUAGAUACAUCUUGGGUAGAAGGUGUGUCGCACAUUAAAACCAGGUCACUGUGACUUUUCAUUAAGAAGAUAUCCGUCUGUCCGUCCGUCUGUUAGCUUUUUCGUGUCCGACCCGUAACUUAAAUACUACAAGGCCUAGAAUCAUCAAACUUUGUCUGUAGAUACAUCUUGGGUAGAAGGUGUGUCGCACAUUAAAACCAGGUCACUGUGACUUUUCAUUAAGAAGAUAUGGCCAUAUAUGGCAAAAACUUGUCUGGCUCAUAACUUGAAAACUAUUAGACCUAGAAUCACCAAAAUUGGUCAACUAAUGCAUCUUAGGUAGAAGGUGUGUCGCAUCCUACUUUAAGGUCACUGUGACAUUUAAUUAAGGUGAUAAUUAAAAAAAUGUUUUAAUGGGUACAAUCUAUACUGUUAACAAUAUGUGACGGGCGUAUCAUGUGCCGUGGCGGUGUACUUUAUUAUUGAUACAACUGAUAAUCUUUUUUCCCAAUCAUAUUCAAUAAGACUAUACAGUAAACUUUUAACGACUAUAUUCAAUGCAAUUCUUAUUUAUUUUUCUCCAUCAUUUUCUUUUUUUGUCUCGCUAUGCAUUUAUUUAGAAAUAAUUUUAAAAAAUACUACAUUGGAUGAAACAUGCAUGACAUGAUGAUAGCAAAUGUUCACAUCUACUGUUAUGUUAUUUUAACAGCAAAUUCUGAUAUUCUAAGACAAUAAUUAUAAACUUAUUUCUCAUUUAAGAAAAUCUUACUUAUCUCGAUAUUGUUAAUAACAUUUAGAUAUUUGUGUACCUAUCAUCAUCACCACCACUUCCACCCCCACCCCCGGUUUUUUUUUUUUUUUUUUUUUUUUUUUUUUUUUUUACAAUGCUUAAAAUAUUCUAUGCUCUGAUUGCACUUUCAGAACAUUUGAUAGUUCUAUACUUUCUACAAAAUGGUACUCCUUUGCAGCAAAUACGAGUAUUUUUUUUUCUUCUUCAAAGAUCAUCUUUUGGAAAAGUCCAUCUCCAAGUUUAAUUUCUUUUCAUGCAUUUGUCAAGACAGGUUGAAAUUGGGAUACGUUGUUAACUAAAAACUUAUGAAACUGAUUGUUGAUAUGAAGUCUAAUCUUCAAUUUUCACAUAGAAAUUAUUUAAUGUUAAAUUUUUUUCAGUAUCUUCCCUUAUAAUUCCAGGAUUACUUAGACUUAAUCAUAAUAUAUAAGGGAUAUUGAUAUUAAAAUAGACUUUGAUGGGAUUAUACCAUUUUCGUCCAGAAUGCUUAAAAUAAAUCCAUAGUAAUUUCUGUAUCAUGAUUUCCAAAAUAUUGAAUUGUUACUUAUUGUAUUUUCUUAUUUAGCUACGUUUUAUCUUUUUAAAAUCUUAUCAUCCGACAAUUCAUAUAAGAUUUGAUCGCUUUGAUUAACUGUUCGUCGUUCCCUCUUUCACGGGAGUCAUGUCCAUGAAUCUGCACCGCCUGUGCAUAAUUCUGGAUUAGUUUCGGACUAUCACAUCAAAACAUCUUAUGAUGAUAUCAACCAUUCAAAGAUGUUCGUCUUUAUGCACAUUAGUAUAUUUUGCUGUUAUGAAUUGUUUGUUUAUGUCAAAUUCUAAUUCAUAAACAAAGAAAACGCAUAAUGUUACAGUUAUGAAUAAACCUACACGUUUUAGG